CUGUUUGCGCCUGACUCGGACAUGAGGCUGUCAACGCGCUGCUGCUGCUUUCACUCCUCACGGUGCUCUUCGGGAGAUUUCAGGACCUUAACUCACCAUGAGAUUAACCAGGCGGAGGGGACAUUUCGUGAAUGCUAAUUCUGCGAGAAAAUGCCGAUGAACCGAAGGCAGCGGCGUGAAUUUAAGCAAGUUAGCUAAGUUCGCUAACUGUCACCUUCUUGCCGCGUUAGCUAACGGUAACACGGGGCAGACGGUGUCCUCUGGGCAGCGGCUGAUGAGCCAGCUGUCCCGGCCAGAGGACACCUGUUGACCACGAGGCAUUUUCAACUGCGAUAAUCUCUUAUCGGUAUCUGAAACAACCCGCCCUGUGAUGUCUCAACGUCGAGCCGCGGUCAGACAGCUGCUGGCAGCAAUGUCUUCCCCAGAAGAAGAACCGUCGGCUGCCGUGUCGGCUGUCCUGUCGUCUGCCUUGUCGGCUGCUGUGUCGGCUGCCAUGGCAGUUGCCGUGUCCGUGGAUGCUAAGGCAGAUCUCGCCGCACUGCUAGACGAAUGGGAGGAAGCACAGCGGGGCACCACGGAGCAACUGGUGUCCAUCCUUACAAAAAUAUCUGAGCUGAUUGAACGGGAGACAGGAGAAUAUCACAAAGCAGACCCUGAUCCGUUUGAUGACCGUCAUCCAGGACGGGCAGACCCAGACUGCAUGCUGGGACAACUCCUGAAGAUGCUGUUUAUGAAUGACGACUUCACUAAUGCGCUGUUGGACACAUAUAUAAUGACGAGCAGAGAGCUGAGCCUCAACACAGCGGCCUGUCGUCUGCUUCAGAACAUCAUGCCGGGCCUGGAGACCGCUGUCGUCUUCCAAGAGAAGGAAGGUCUGGUGGAGAAGUUGUUCACCUGGGCUCGUGAAGCAGAGCGACCGCUCUGCAUCUACGCCACGGGCCUGCUGGCCAGAGCCAUGAGCAACCAGGAAGUGGCGGCCAGCUACAGAGAGGAGAACGCUUUGCUGGUACCAAUCAUGAUUCAGCGCCUGCAUGAGCUGCAAACUGAAGAGGCCAAGAGUCACUUUAGUCCCACCAAGAUGCCCCAGAAUCUACCUCAGGACUCUCAGGUUGAAGCCAACCAAACCUCAAGCAUCUCAACAGACCGGCAAGUCAAGAAGGAGGGGGAAGAUGUGGGAGAGGAGGAAGAGAGAAAAGUGAGAGGCGGAGAGAGCAGCAGGCCAGUGUCAAAGGCCACUUCCAAACCUUUGUCACUGCUCGGUUCAGCCCUGAAAAAUGGUGGCUGUAGCAGCAGCGGUGGAUCCAGCUCGACCCGACUGAUUCCAGACUUUGUUUACCAAGCGAGCCCGGACCCUGCCUCCAAGGAGACGGAGGACAGGCAGGGAGUAGGAGGAGGAGGAGGGAAGAGACGAGCAGUAAAGGAAAACGGGAGGAAGGCUAAGCAAAAACUCAACUUCACCUCCUCCUCCUCCUGCAGGACUGAGGAGGAGGGGGAGAGAAACGGUUCCAGCGACCAGCCGGCCAACAGCACCUCCUGGUCUGAAAUGAGCUCGAUGGUGAUUGGCUCUGACUACCGCCUUUCACCGCUGAGCCCGGCCAUGGAGCAGAGGCUUAUCCUGCAGUAUCUGACGCCGCUCGGAGAUUACCAGGAGUUGCUUGCCGUCUUCAUGCAGCUGGACACCCGGUCGUUGCUGAUGAACUACAUAGACCUCAGGCAGACCAAAAAUGUCCAGCUCACCUUUGAUGCCCUCCUGUAUCUCGCCUCACUGCUCCUCCAUAAGAAGUUUGCAGCAGAGUUCAUCACUCAUGGAGGAGUGCAAAAACUUCUGCAGAUCCCGAGGCCUUCUAUGGCAGCAACUGGAGUUUCACUCUGCUUGUACUACCUGGCGUACAAUCAAGAUGCUAUGGAGAGGGUGUGCACGCUUCCAGACGGUGUGCUGUCAGACAUGGUGUCCUACGGCCUGUGGCUGUUGGAGUCGUCCCACGCUUCAGGCGUCUGCCACGCCACCAUGUUCUUCUCUAUUUCUUUCUCCUUCAGAGUGGUGCUGCAGCUCUUUGACCACCAGGAUGGCCUGCGCAGGCUGGUCAAUUUGGUCAGUACUUUGGAGAUCCUUAACACAGAGAACGAGGUGUCCAUAAUGAGUGAUGACCAGGUCUUCUCCAGCCGACAGACAGCCAAACAUACCUGCAUGGCCCUGCGCAGGUACUUUGAGGCUCACCUGGCAGUGAAGGCCGAACAGGUCAAACAGUCCCUGCACUCAUCGGACGGAGGUGCCGUUGUUCCCCAGCAGCCAUUUUACAAGGCAUAUACAUACACCAGAGAGCAGGUUAUCGAGAUGAUGGAGUUUCUCAUCGAGUGUGGACCUCCUCAGCUCCACUGGGAACCCGUAGAGGUUUUCUACAAAUUGUCCUGUGUCCCUUUAAUGCUGCAGCUCAUAUCUACAGCCUGUGACUGGAGGACUUACUAUGGCAGGAGUGACACAGUGCGUUAUGCCUUGGACAUCCUGGCCAUCUUGAUGGUGGUUCCUAAGGUCCAGUUGGUGCUGGCGGACACUGUGAAUGUUCUGGAUGAAACCAGGUCGCCAGUUUCCACUGUGGGUAUGAGCAUCAUUCUGGGUGUCGCAGAGGGAGAGGUGUUUGUCAAUGAUGCCGAGAUCCAGAAGUCUGCGCUACAAGUGAUAAUAAACUGUGUGUGCGCUCCAGAUCAGAGCCUGAACACUGUGGGUGCUUUUGCUGUCGCCCCCCUUAGGCCGUCCCUCCACCCCCAGCAGCCCCCCGCUCCCCACAACAGAGUGCUGGCCCACAUGUGGCAAGAAGUGCAGAACAACAACGGUAUAAAGGUGCUUCUGUCUCUGCUGUCGGUGAAGAUGCCCAUCACAGAUGCAGACCUGAUCCGUGCUCUGGCCUGCAAGGCCCUGGUCGGACUCUCUCGCAGCUCCGCAAUUAGACAAAUCAUCAGCAAACUGCCGCUCUUCACCAGCAGCCACAUUCAACAACUGAUGAAGGAGCCAGUGCUGCAGGACAAACGAAGCGAGCACGUCCUUUUCUGCCGAUUUGCCGCCGAGCUGACAGAGCGAGUGUCUGGCAAACCUCUCCUCAUGGGUACCGACGUCUCAUUGGCUCGUCUGCAGAGAGCUAAUGUGGUCGCCCAGUCACGGAUCACCUUUUCUGAGAAGGAACUCCUCAUGCUGAUCAGAAACCACCUCAUGGCCAAAGGGCUCCAUGAGACGGCCAACACGCUCGUUAAAGAGGCAAAUUUACCCAUAGGAUCCUUCUGCCCGAACUCUUCCUCCUGUGCCACCCCUCCCUCCUCCUCCUCAGUGAUUCCCAGGACUUGCCGGUUAGCUGGCGGGAUCGCUGCUCGUCUUGCCGGUCAUGUUGGAUCCUCUCCCGUGUCCUCAGUUGCUGUAGCCUCCUCCUCCACUCCCACUUCCUCUCGUUCCCUUGUCAUUCCUCACCCUUCAUGCUCUUCUUCGUCCACCUCUGCGCCCCUCCCUCCUCAUCCCGCAUCUCAUGGGCAAGGCUCACAUGUUGUUGGACGGAUUUUGUUCACACGGGAACGCCCGGUGGCCCAUUGCAGCUCAGGAAAAAAACUUCGCGCUCUGAAACAGAAGUCUGACCACGGUGCUUUCAUACAGACUCCAGCCAUGAAGAAGCAGCUGGAGCGCCACCUUCCUUCCCCCCCGACCCUCGACAGCAUCAUCACCGAGUACCUGAGGGAACAACACGCCCGCUGCCCCAAUCCUGUCACCACCUGCCCCCCCUUUUCCCUUUUCACCCCCCACCGCUGCCCUGAGCCCAAGCAGAGGCGACAGGCAUCGCCCAACUUCACUGCCCGCCUGGGGAGCAGGGUGCUGUACCCGAAAUACGGAGGUGUGGACAGAGGGUGUCUGGAUAGACAUCUGAUAUUUAGCAGGUUUCGUCCAAUGUCAGUCUUCCACGAGGGCGACGGAGACGAAAGCGGUUUCACCUGUUGUGCCUUCUCAGCCCGCGAGCGUUUCCUGAUGCUGGGAACCUGCUCUGGUCACCUCAAAUUCUACAAUGUCUUCUCUGGAGAGGAGGAGGCCAACUACACCUGCCACACGUCGGCCAUCACACACCUCGAACCCUCCAGGGAUGGGAAAUUGCUGCUCACCUCUGCUUCUUGGAGCGUCCCCUUAUCUGCUCUCUGGAGUAUGGAUGGUGUCUUUAGCAUGAAGAACUCAUUUGUAGACGAUCACUACGUUGAGUUCAGUAAACUCUCUCAGGACAGAGUCAUCGGCACCAAGGACCAAGUCGCACACAUCUAUGACAUCCAGACGGGUCAGAAGACUCUGACCCUGAACGACGCCGCCCUGGCCAAUAACUACAAGAGGAACUGUGCCACCUUCAACCCCUCCGACGACCUGGUGCUAAAUGACGGGGUGCUGUGGGACGUGCGGGCGUCACGGGCCAUCCAUAAGUUUGACAAGUUCAACAUGAACAUCAGCGGGGUUUUCCAUCCUAACGGCCUGGAGGUCAUCGUCAACACUGAGAUUUGGGACCUGAGGACCUUCCACCUCCUGCACACUGUCCCUGCCCUGGACCAGUGCAGGGUGGUCUUCAACAGGAACGCCACCAUUAUGUAUGGAGCAAUGCUACAAGCCGAUGAUGAGGAUGAUGCUAUGGACCAGCAGAUGAAGAGUCCCUUCGGCUCGUCCUUCAGAACCUUUGACGCUACCGACUAUAAGCCCAUUGCCACAGUGGACGUAAAGAGGAACAUCUUUGAUCUGUGUACCGACACCAAAGACUGCUACCUGGCUGUCAUCGAGAACCAGGACACAGUGAGCUUGGACACGGUGUGCCGUCUGUACGAGGUGGGACGGCACAAACUGGCAGAAGAGGGAGACGACGACGAUCAGGAUGAAGACCAGGACGACGAUGAUUCCUCAGACACAGAUGAUGACGACGACGACGACGAUGACGAUAUGGACACAGACCCGCUCAUAGAGGAGCUGGCCAAUAACGACGACCCGGAAAACGGGGACCAACCCUCUCCCACAGAUGAAGAGAUUGCAGAUCUUCUUGGCAGCAACAGCGAUGAUGAUAACAGUGAUGCGGAUGAGUCAGAAGACUCGGACCAUUCAUACAGAAGUGAUGAUGGAUCUGACUCAUUUGACCCCGACAACUCAAGUUACUUCCCAGAACACUCAGAUGAUGAAACCCUAUUGCUUCAGGCCCUCAGCGACAGUUGGUGACCCGGGAGAAGAUGCUCCUCUGCUGACAAUGUGAACCUCGACGAGGACUUUUUUUUUUUUUUCCUUUUUAAACCAUCAUUUCUCCUUUAAUCAGGCAAGUUGACUGUGAAUAUACUGAUAGGCACAUCAGAGUCCUGGAGGAUAACAGAAAAAAAAUCUGAUAUUCUCUCUCUAUAUUCUAAACUUUAGAGAGACGACAGUGAUGACAAAUAAAUAUUUCCCAAAGAUCA
Molecule: messenger RNA, 5445 nt
Organism: Siniperca chuatsi (mandarin fish)
Lineage: Eukaryota; Metazoa; Chordata; Actinopteri; Centrarchiformes; Sinipercidae
Product: DDB1- and CUL4-associated factor 1-like
Exons: 30
Coding region: 371-5215 (1614 amino acids)
Biological process (GO): protein ubiquitination
Cellular component (GO): nucleus; Cul4-RING E3 ubiquitin ligase complex
Molecular function (GO): nuclear estrogen receptor binding; histone H2AT120 kinase activity
Source: RefSeq, a predicted model, not a curated record